AUGAACCUUCCGUCGGAGUCGGAGUUCGCACGUCGUUGUCCACAGUCACAACCGAAGGACAGUGGGACAGACCCAAGCCGCGACAUUAAGCGAAAGGUAAACAUCAUGCUGCUGCCAAGAUCGUUACGUUCGGUGCUGCUGACGUGCCUGCUGCUAGCAUCGGCCUCCCCGAGCAUAGACGGUGCCAAGCGACGGUCCCGGCUGGACCUGCCCAUCUCCAAGCCGGCCGACGCACCGCUCGAGGACAACCUGGCGACCGCGUCCGGCUCCGAGCCGGCAUUCGAGCGUGUCGAAGCACCGGCCGCCGCCGCCGUCGCAGGGCCCGUGCCAGCCCCUGCCCCGGCCGCCGCCGCACCAGCAUCCGGCCCCGGCACUUCCGGCGAAACCGAGUCCGGAUCGGCCAACGCGAGCGGAAGCGGAAGCUCCGAGAACAGCAGCCAGAUGAUCGACGAGUACUCGGACGAGGAGUGCGAUCCGGACUUUAUCGCCUUCGAGCUGGUGACCGGAUACGUGUUUUCCGCGCCGAACAAGCUGCUCGACUCGAUGCCGGGCACGCUGAUGCUGACCGACUGUCUCGAGGCCUGUCAGAACAACGACUCCUGCGCGUCCGUCAACUACGAGACCGGGCUCUGCGUGCUGUUCUCGUCCAACUCGGACAAAUUGCCAGGUGCCCUCACCAAGUCCCAGUUCCCGGUGUUCACGAUCUACGCCCAGAAGUCCUGCCUGAAGCUGCGCCCGUGCGAGCGCGCCUGGUGCGUCGACCGGGUGCAGGGCUACAAGCUGAACGGACACGUCAAGCGCACCGCCCAGGUCGUGUCGCGCCGCGACUGCAUCGAGAUGUGCCUCGGCGAGAACGAAUUCACCUGCCGGUCGGCCAACUUUUACCAGACCACGAUGACGUGCGAACUGUCGGACAUGGACCGCAUCACGCUGGCCGGCUCGUCGGCGUUCCAAGCGGGCGACGGGGCCGACUAUCUGGAGAACAACUGCGCCGAGGAGCCGACGAAGCUGUGCGAGUUCAAGCGCCUGUCCGGGCGCAUCCUGAAAACGGUGGACUCCGUGUACCAGGACGUGGCGAGCGUGGACGAGUGCCGCGAGCUGUGCCUGAGCUCUCCCUACCGGUGCCACUCGUACGACUACGGCGACACCGGGGACAUGGUGUGCCGCCUGUCGCACCACAGCCGCGCCACACUGUCGGACAUCCAGGACCCGUACCUGGACGUACCGGAAGCGGCCACGUACGAGCUGUCGUCGUGCUACAACGUAUCGAUCGAGUGCCGCGCCGGAGACAUGAUCGCCAAGAUUCGCACCUCCAAGCUGUUCGACGGCAAGGUGUACGCGAAGGGUGCCCCCAACUCGUGCUCGGUCGACGUGAAGAACUCGCUCGAGUUCGAGCUGCGCAUGGGCUACCAGGACAUCGACUGCAACGUGCGCCAGAACGGGCUCGGCCGCUACCUGAACGACGUGGUCAUCCAGCACCACGACACGAUCGUGACGUCCUCGGAUCUGGGGCUGGCCGUCACCUGCCAGUACGAUCUCACCAACAAGACCGUCUCGAACGACGUGGACCUGGACGUGACCGGCGACAUCGAGCCGGCGCUCUCGGAGGAGGUGGUCGUCGACUCGCCGAACGUGGUCAUGAAGAUUACGACGCGCGACGGCAGCGAGAUGAUGCGCACGGCCGAGGUGGGCGACCCCCUGGCACUGCGCUUCGAGAUCCUGGACCCGCAGUCCCCGUACGAGAUCUUCGUCCGCGAACUGGUCGCCAUGGACGGGGUCGACAGCAGCGAGAUCACGCUGAUCGAUGCCCGCGGCUGCCCGACGGAUCACUUCAUCAUGGGCCCGAUCUACAAGAGUGCCUCGUCCGGCAAGAUCCUGCUGUCGCACUUUGACGCGUUCAAGUUCCCGUCCUCCGAGAUGGUGCAGUUCCGUGCCCUGGUGACACCGUGCAUGCCGACCUGCGAGCCGGUACAGUGCGACCAGGACGACUUCGUCGGUGAGCUGCGCUCGAUGGUGUCGUACGGACGCAAGCGGCGCUCGGUCAACGCGACCGCCGUCGUGGACGCGGCCAUGCGCCGCCAUCGCCGCGAAACGACCCGCCAGGCCCCGCAGGACGAUAUGCUGCUGGUGCAGUCGAUCCAGAUCACGGACAAGUUCGGCUUCGAGAAGCAGCAGGGCGCCAAACCGAAGGUCAGCAGCAGCGAAACCGUGUUCGUGGCCAACGACGGCCAAGGUUUCUGCGUGAACGGAUUGGGUCUAAUCGUCGCCGGUGCAAUCUUCCUGCUCGGCCAGCUGGCCGUCAUUGCCAUCUGGACCUAUCUGUGGCAGCGCCGCCGGAAGCAGCGUCAGUUCGAGAACGCCUCGAUGGGCUCGUCGGUGGUGCCCACGCCCACGCUGACCGGAAGUCGAGCGGACUCGAUGUGCAAACUGUACGACAGUGGUUACACCGGGCGACACUUUUAA
This is a messenger RNA of Anopheles bellator, 2463 nucleotides long. RefSeq lists its product as uncharacterized. The coding region runs from base 1 to 2463 and encodes 820 amino acids. NCBI's taxonomy places the organism in Eukaryota, Metazoa, Arthropoda, Insecta, Diptera, Culicidae. The transcript is spliced from 6 exons. The record is from RefSeq and is a predicted model, not a curated record.